Messenger RNA from Euleptes europaea (tarantolino), 2803 nucleotides. RefSeq names its product SEC23 homolog A, COPII coat complex component (gene SEC23A). Gene Ontology annotation, molecular function: GTPase activator activity; zinc ion binding. The transcript is spliced from 20 exons. Gene Ontology annotation, cellular component: endoplasmic reticulum exit site; COPII vesicle coat. Lineage: Eukaryota; Metazoa; Chordata; Lepidosauria; Squamata; Sphaerodactylidae. The record is from RefSeq and is a predicted model, not a curated record. The coding region runs from base 44 to 2341 and encodes 765 amino acids. Gene Ontology annotation, biological process: COPII-coated vesicle budding; COPII-coated vesicle cargo loading; intracellular protein transport.
AGGGGGAGGCUGUUCUCGCUGAGGCAGGUGUAAAAGUGUAGUAAUGACAACCUUCCUGGAAUUCAUCCAGCAGAAUGAAGACAGGGAUGGCGUUAGGUUCAGCUGGAAUGUAUGGCCUUCCAGUCGUCUUGAAGCCACAAGAAUGGUGGUUCCAGUGGCCUCCCUGUUUACACCGCUGAAAGAGCGACCUGACUUGCCUCCUAUUCAAUAUGAGCCCGUCCUGUGCAGUAGAACUACCUGCCGUGCUGUUCUUAAUCCACUAUGCCAGGUGGAUUACCGAGCAAAACUAUGGGCUUGCAAUUUUUGUUAUCAGAGAAAUCAGUUUCCGCCUACGUAUGCUGGUAUAUCUGAGAUGAACCAGCCUGCAGAACUCUUACCUCAAUUUUCUAGUAUUGAAUAUGUAGUACAGCGUGGACCUCAGAUGCCUUUGAUAUUUCUUUAUGUUGUGGACACCUGUAUGGAAGACGAAGACUUGCAGGCUUUGAAGGAAUCCAUGCAGAUGUCAUUGAGCCUCUUACCUCCAACGGCCCUGGUAGGACUUAUUACUUUUGGAAGAAUGGUACAAGUUCAUGAACUCGGCUGUGAAGGAAUUUCCAAAAGUUAUGUCUUUAGAGGGACAAAGGAUCUGUCUGCAAAACAACUUCAGGAAAUGCUAGGACUUACCAAAAUGAAUGUUUCACAAGUGGGUCGUGGUCCUCAAGUACAACAGCCUCCACCUUCAAACAGAUUUUUACAGCCAGUACAGAAAAUUGACAUGAAUCUCACUGAUCUUUUGGGUGAACUGCAACGGGAUCCUUGGCCUGUUCCCCAAGGGAAAAGGCCGUUGCGAUCGUCUGGAGUAGCUCUUUCCAUAGCUGUAGGACUGCUUGAGUGUACUUUCCCUAAUACUGGUGCUCGCAUAAUGAUGUUUAUUGGAGGACCCGCUACCCAGGGACCCGGGAUGGUUGUUGGCGAUGAACUUAAACUCCCUAUAAGAUCUUGGCAUGACAUUGAAAAAGACAAUGCCAAAUAUGUUAAAAAGGCUACUAAGCAUUUUGAAGCUUUGGCAAAUCGUGCAGCUACAACAGGUCAUGUUAUUGACAUCUAUGCAUGUGCACUAGAUCAGACUGGUCUUCUGGAGAUGAAAUGUUGUCCCAACUACACAGGGGGUUACAUGGUAAUGGGAGACUCCUUCAACACGUCCUUGUUCAAACAAACUUUUCAGCGAGUGUUUACCAAAGAUGCCCAGGGGCAGUUCAAGAUGGGAUUUGGAGGCACCUUAGAAAUUAAGACUUCAAGAGAAAUAAAGAUAUCUGGUGCUAUUGGACCCUGCGUCUCUCUCAAUUCUAAAGGGCCUUGUGUAUCAGAAAAUGAGAUAGGAACAGGAGGUACCUGUCAGUGGAAGAUUUGUGGACUUAAUCCUAAUACAACCCUUGCAUUGUACUUUGAAGUUGUUAAUCAGCACAAUGCUCCAAUUCCUCAGGGUGGACGAGGUGCAAUCCAGUUUGUGACUCAGUAUCAGCAUUCAAGUGGACAGAGGCGCAUUAGAGUGACCACUGUUGCCAGAAAUUGGGCAGACGCUCAGACGCAGAUUCAAAACAUCGCUGCCUCUUUUGACCAGGAGGCAGCUGCCAUCCUUAUGGCCAGACUGGCAGUGUAUAGAGCUGAGACAGAAGAAGGACCAGAUGUUCUCAGGUGGUUGGACAGGCAGCUCAUCAGAUUGUGUCAGAAAUUUGGAGAAUAUCACAAGGAUGAUCCAAGCUCAUUCAGAUUUUCAGAAACUUUCUCUCUUUACCCACAGUUUAUGUUUCAUUUAAGAAGAUCUCCUUUCUUGCAAGUGUUCAACAACAGUCCUGACGAAAGUUCUUAUUAUCGCCAUAAUUUUAUGCGGCAAGAUUUGACUCAGUCACUUAUAAUGAUUCAGCCAAUCCUCUAUUCUUACUCCUUCAGUGGACCUCCAGAGCCUGUUCUCUUAGAUAGCAGCAGUAUUCUGCCCGAUCGCAUUCUUCUCAUGGACACCUUUUUCCAAAUCCUUAUUUAUCAUGGAGAGACCAUAGCUCAAUGGCGAAAGUCAGGCUACCAGGACAUGCCAGAGUAUGAAAACUUCCGCCAUUUGCUCCAAGCUCCAGUGGAUGACGCGCAGGAAAUUCUUCAUUCCCGAUUUCCAAUGCCCCGAUACAUUGAUACAGAACAUGGGGGUAGCCAGGCUCGUUUUCUACUUUCGAAAGUAAAUCCCUCCCAGACUCAUAAUAACAUGUAUGCCUGGGGACAGGAAUCUGGAGCACCUAUUCUUACGGAUGAUGUCAGUCUGCAAGUCUUCAUGGAUCAUUUGAAGAAACUGGCUGUGUCCAGUGCUGCCUAAAAGGGGUGUGGAGUGUAAUAGAUGUUGACAAGCUGAAGCAGCAUUUCAGCUUUAUUUUCUGUUUUAUGUAAUUGUAAAACAAAUGUUCUGAUGUAUGCAAUCUGCCUAACUACAUUUUAAAACAAUGUAGCUCUCGAGUGAACAUUUAUUGUUGGCGGCCCAAAUACAAACUGCAGUUUUGAAAAAGCAAAUUAAUUUGGAAUAGAAUUACAGGAAGAAGUCUUGUUGGUUGCCAUGAUAUUACCGUAAUUUAUCUUAGUCCAUUGAUUAUAACUUUGUAUUAUCUUUUGUAACAGUAGAAAAUAAUAUUCUGGCAAGCACUGCAAGACAUGGUAAAUGUUAUAAAAAAGACCAUUGUCAGCACUGGCCUUUCAUGAUUUGCCUUGUGGCAUAUUCAUGUUGAUUCCUUUUGGCUAGAGAAGAACAAAGAAAUUGAUUAUAAAAAUGCAAUAAAUUCAACUU